This is a messenger RNA of Pyrus x bretschneideri (Chinese white pear), 3681 nucleotides long. Its product is annotated as branched-chain-amino-acid aminotransferase-like protein 1. The coding region runs from base 81 to 3170 and encodes 1029 amino acids. Gene Ontology annotation, molecular function: catalytic activity. The transcript is spliced from 31 exons. The record is from RefSeq and is a predicted model, not a curated record. Lineage: Eukaryota; Viridiplantae; Streptophyta; Magnoliopsida; Rosales; Rosaceae. Gene Ontology annotation, biological process: carboxylic acid metabolic process.
AAAACCUCUGCUUCCAUGGCGGGUAGUUGUUUCCGCAGCCCAACGGAUAUUCCUAAAACCCUAGAAUAUCCAACCGUAAAAUGACGGCCACGGCGGAGCACGACCUCCUCCAUCCUUCAACCCCUCCGUGUCUCCACUUGCUCUCGGCUUUCCUCGCCAUAGAGCCCACCGACUCCCUCAUCGCCUUGGCCCGGGAAUGCGGCGGAGGAAGGGUUACUGAGAGAGUGCAGAGGUUCAUUUGGGAUCAUUGCAUGGGUAAAAAUGCUGGGAAAUUACACGCACCGUACCUGAAGAAAUUUCUGAAGAAGCUUAUUGCCGAAGUUGAGUUGAACCGCGGAGAUGUGUUGGAUGAGCUAUACGAGCAUUACGCCCAUUUCAUGACUUCUUUGAAGGACGGUGAUCUUGAAAGAGACAAUGCAAGGGUCUUCAAAUCUAUUUCGUUUCUGUUUCCCGAUGGUUGUUUGGAACUUACAAGUUGUCCCGAGUCGCGGAAGCUGAUGGUUCCCCUGCAAUGUUCACUCAACAUGCUUGAAGGAGAUACCGGGUGUUCAGUUUGGCCGUCAAGUCUUUAUUUAUCAGAGUGUAUACUUUCGUUUCCCGACUUAUUUACUAAUAAGUUGUGCUUCGAGGUUGGCUCAGGUGUUGGUUUGGUUGGUAUCUGUCUUGCCCAUGUCAAGGCAUCUAAGGUGAUCCUAAGUGAUGGUGACCUGUCAACUUUAGCAAACAUGAUGGUCAAUCUGGAAUUGAACCACAUUAGCGUUGAAACUAAUAUGUCAGAAACUACCGAAGAUCCAUAUAUGGUAAAAACCGUAAAAUGCCUUCAUCUUCCUUGGGAGUCUGUCUCAGAGAGUGAGCUUCAGAACCUCAAGCCAGACAUAAUUUUGGGUGCAGACGUAAUUUAUGAUCCCAUAUGCCUCCCUCAUCUUGUUCGAAUACUUGCUUUACUUCUAAACCAGGCGAAAUUGGAGAGUAAAGGUGCUGAUGGUAGCGUCAAUGGAUAUCAUCAAGGGAAUGGCAACGGCGAUAAAUUUGAUGCUUUCCUAGCCAAAAGAACAGACAACAGUGCCACAAAUGCUGGAUCAAAGAAAGGUUCGAUGGCUUUUAUCGCUACUGUCAUCCGCACUAUUGACACAUUCGAUAAAUUUUGUGCUUUGUUGGACUCGGCUAACCUUAUCAUCAAAGACGUAACUGAAGCACUUCGGCCUUCGAAUUUGCUUCCGUACAUGCUGUCAUAUGAUCGAACCGCUGUUCGGCUGUUUGCCAUCUCAUGUAAAGUACUUUCAAGGGUUGUAAGGUUUUUCUUGUUCGAGUGGCACACAAAAUUUGGGAGAAAUUCUUGGCGUGCGUGUGACGCUGUUGUCUCACCUAUACGCCCAGGACACGACAAAUCUCACCUAGUAACAAAUCUUGUAUACGGCCCUUCGUAUCUGUCCCUCAUAAAGUUUGUGAAAUUUGAUUUUAGUCCAAACCAAUUCACCAUGGAAGAGCUCAAGAACCAAGCAGAAGCUGAAGUGGAAGUGAUUCACAUGUGGGCAGCUCCAAGAUCACUGUCGACCACCCUCAUGUAUUCUUUUGCUCAGAGGAAUGACAUGGAAGUGCUUGAUGAACCACUGUAUGCAACUUUCCUGCAAGUGACAGGUUUUGACAGGCCCUACAGGGAGGAAGUUCUAUCCAAAAUGGAAUCUGAUGGAAAUAAAGUUGUAAAAGAUAUCAUCUACGGCCCUGGAAGAAAGAAGUAUCGCCUCUGUAAGCAUAUCGCAAAGCAACGUGUGCCUGGAUUACCUAAUGAUUUAAUGAAGAAAGGAAAGCACUUCAUUCUGAUCCGGAAUCCACUUGAUAUUUUGCCAUCCUUUGAGAAGGUUGUUCCUCCAUCCCUUGUUGAAUUAAGUUUAGCAGAAAUGGUCGCCAUAUAUAGUGAGCUCUCGCAACUGGGGCGACCCCCUCCCGUUGUUGAUGCAGCAGAACUUCAACGAGAUCCUGAGGCUACAUUAAGCGGUCUUUGUGAAGACUUGGAAAUUCCUUUUCAGCCCACAAUGCUCAAAUGGGAGGCCGGUCCAAAAGCAAUAGAUGGUGUUUGGGCUCCAUGGUGGUACGCAACUGUGCAUAAAUCGACAGGCUUUCAACCACCAAGAAAAUAUCCUGCGCCAUUCCCUAUGUCUCUGUAUGACGUGCUUGAGCAAAGCCUACCAUUCUACAACCUUCUUAGGCGCCAUAUGAGGCAGACAUCGAGCCUUCUGAAGUCUCCUUUGCCUGAUCCCGAUCUUCCAGUUCCAGAAAAUAAGAAGCUACUUGCAUGGGUUGGUGAUGAGAUUGUACCGCGUGAUAGUGCAAAGGUUUCUGUGUUUGACUCGGUUGUCCAAGGCGGUGAUUCAGUUUGGGAAGGUCUUCGAGUUUAUGAUGGGAAGAUAUUCAAGCUUGAAGAGCAUUUAGAUAGGUUAUUUGACUCUGCAAAGGCUUUGGCAUUCAACAAUGUUCCUACUCGCGAAGAGGUUAAGGAAGCCAUCUUUAGAACUCUUAUUCGAAAUGGAAUGUUCGACAAGUCACACAUCCGAUUAAGUCUGACACGUGGCAAAAAGGUUACUUCUGGCAUGAGCCCAGCAUUCAAUCUCUAUGGAUGCACCUUGAUUGUGCUUCCUGAAUGGAAGCCCCCGGUCUAUGACAAUACAAAGGGAAUAACUCUUGUUACAGCUACCACCCGUCGUAAUUCACCAAAUAAUUUGGAUUCAAAGAUUCACCACAAUAACCUACUCAAUAAUAUACUUGCAAAGAUAGAAGGAAACAAUGUAAACGUUGAUGAUGCAAUCAUGCUUGACAAGGAUGGUUAUGUGUCUGAAACAAAUGCUACGAACAUUUUUUUGGUGAAGAAAGGCCGUGUUUUGACUCCUCAUGCUGAUUACUGCCUUCCUGGCAUUACUCGAGCAACUGUGAUAGAUCUUGUAGUGAAGGAGAAGUUGGUCUUAGAGGAGAGAAGGAUCAGCCUAUCAGAGUUCCAUACUGCUGAUGAGGUAUGGACUACAGGAACAAUGGGAGAACUCACUCCGGUCAUAAAGAUUGAUGGUCGCCAAGUUGGUGAAGGAAAAGUGGGGCCUGUGACUCGAAGAUUGCAGAAUGCUUUCAAGGAGCUGACAGAAGCAUCGGGAGUGCCCAUACCAAACUAUCGUGAAACUUGAAGAUAAUUUCUUCAAAAGGUUGUAUUAACGGACUAGUGAAUUUGUUGGAUCCAUGGUUUGCAGUUGGAAUUGAUGAGAGCUUCUCUCACAGAUGAAUAAAAGUACCAAUUCUUUGAACACCACAAAUGUUGCUGGUACAGAUGUGCAAAUCGCCAUUGCUUUUUCAUUUGUCCUUUAUUUCACUUUUAACGGAUCAGUGGGAACAUGUCUAAAUUUAUAGUUCUUAUAACUCAGAAGUUGUACAAGCAUAUUCAACAAUGUCCUUUAUUUCUCUUUUUGCACCUCUCUUUUUCUAGCUGUUUGGGGGAAUAAAUCAAAGAAAAUUAAGGGACAUUAGACAAAGGGAUAAGUGCAGAAUGAGAAAACAAUAAGGCGGAAAUCAUUUCUCUUGACAAUAUGGCUUGUUGCAUGCUGAGAGUAUCAAUCCCCAGUCGGAAAAAGAAAGGAUCUUGUACGUGCUUAUAAGAAAUUGUGCUACUUUUCAUAUUUCCAAUCGGUUUUUUGAUGGAGC